AACACGAUGACCCGCUUUCCCGCGCAGCUCCCCGCACGACAUGAACGGGACAGACCCCAAGACGAAUGGUCAUGUCCUUGUGCCUAGGCAGCUACCCAGCCCGUCCCUGUCGCCGGAACCGGAAAGCGUGGCCCCGCCCACCUUGCACACCGCCGAAUUGCUGCUAGAUGGACUCAGCGACAACAAGGCAGACGGAAACGGUGCCCUGAGUCCCACCGGCCCAAUCCACACAUCAAACAGUCAUGACGAAGCGAUCUUGUCAGACACAAGCGAGAGGGGCAGACGAGUACCGCCCAUCCGAAGACCCGGCGACGGGAGGCGCAAGAGCAGCGUCUCUGAGCAAGAGAAGCUGCUGCGUCUCAGUCCCAAGAAGAUCCAGGAGCUGACCAGCGAGCCCGCAAGUAUCCCCGUGCGGGCAGCGACGCCCAUACAAGAGGAUGCGCUGGAAGAACAGGCGUCAGGCGAGGACAGACCUUCGCGGGAGGCUACUAGAGGGCUGGGAGUUCAACUGGGACCAGUCGCCGAAACCAAUGGCGCUACCAGGAGAAAGAAGAGUCGCUCAAGGAGCAGGGAACCAAGAGCUGAGAGGGAACUGCUGGUGGCCAAGGGGCAGCAGCGACCUGCUUUGCGAGAGAGGUCCAUCACUACGCCCAACGUAAUGCGGAGAAGGGAGUCGAGCCAGAAGAUACACGCACAGGCGCAUGCGAACGACGAGGAGAAGCGGCCCGCCAAGCACGUCCCUCCACCGCUCAACCUGGACACCAGAGACAACAGGCAGAACCUGAAGGCUCCGGCCCAGGAGAGACAUCGCGAUGUGCCUUCGCCUAUGCCCUCGAUAAUACCUCUUCCGCCCAUGUCUAUCCCGACCUUUUUGUCGCUAGAACUGUCUGCUGACCGACCUUCUCCCCUGUAUAUAUAUCGACCUUCGACCGCCGAUUUCCCCUACGAGUCGUCGAAAAUUAAGUAUGACCGUUUGGUCAACUUUCUCCUUCUUCCACCCAAGCUAGAAGCUAUACUCGGCUUUGGAGCUUUGGCUUGUUUGGACGCCUGGAUGCAUACUCUCACGAUCCUUCCACUGCGGUUCCUCAUCGCCGUUGGCAUCUUGAUGAAGUGGUGGGGUUCUGUGAUGAUCAAAGAAGUCAAGUUUGUGUACAAAGGUUUGCCUAGAUUGUGGCGGCGAAGAAGACAAGUAGAGGCCUCCACACCAGUAUUGACCGGACUUGCCGAGGGAGAGACGGCUUCCCGGUCACGAGGGCCAUCGGCUUCCGCCUCCGCUUCGACAUCGCCCCAACCCGCAAGUGCAACCACCACCGCAAGGGACAAUGGCCGCAUUGGAAUGAAUUUCAGAUUUCCUGAGACCAAGGACGCCCCUACACCUAAACGCACACGCACACGGUAUCGGCAUCGUAGGACAAUGUCGACGCCUUCGGCGCUUCUCCCAAGUCACAAGGCUGACAUGCUCAAAGGCGCCUUGGUUGUCGUCAGCUGUGUGGUUCUCAUGCGCUUUGACGCUAGCAGAAUGUACCAUGGUAUACGAGGGCAGUCUGCCAUCAAAUUGUACGUCAUCUACAACGUCCUUGAAGUCUGCGACCGCCUCCUCUCGGCGCUAGGGCAAGAUGUCUUGGAAUGUCUGUUCUCCCGUGAGACACUUGAUCGCAACUCCGAUGGCCGUAGCAAGAUCCUCCGACCUUUGUGGAUGUUUGUGCUCGCUCUGGUGUACAACGUGGCCCAUGCAACCGCGCUUUUCUACCAGGUUAUCACACUAAAUGUUGCGGUCAAUUCGUAUUCGAAUGCACUCCUAACCUUGCUCAUGUCAAAUCAAUUCGUGGAGAUAAAGUCUACCGUCUUUAAGAAGUUUGAGAAGGAGAACUUGUUCCAGGUCACAUGCGCAGACAUCGUCGAACGCUUUCAGCUUUGGUUGAUGUUGCUAAUCAUUGCGAUGCGCAACAUUGUUGAAGUCGGAGGGCUCAGUAUUGGCGCACCCUCUUUCAGCAGCGUUUUCACGGGUGGCAACACGACAGCUUCAGCCCCCUUUUCGGCUGCGAGUAUCCUCCCGAUGAGCUUCACCAUCUUUCCGAAAUGGAUUGGCCAAGUAUUAAGUCCUUUCUUACUGGUUCUCGGCAGUGAAAUGGCCGUCGACUGGUUGAAGCAUGCGUACAUAACGAAGUUCAAUCAGACAAAGCCCGAAGUGUACGACAAGUUCCUCGACGUUCUGGCGAAGGACUACUACUCCGACGCUUUCAUCGACCAGAACCUGACACGCCGCCUUGGCUUGCCAGUCAUCCCUCUCAGCUGCCUCUUCGUACGCGCCGCGGUUCAAACGUACCACAUGUUCAUCGCAACUCACAUGCCGGCCCCCUUCCCCAGCACAUCCACGUCACUGACGCCGAAUGAACCACCCACGUCUUCACCAGCGACUACCGCCGCCCUUGCACACAUAGACCAGAUCUUCCGCCGUGCCCUAGGCCGCUCUAGCUUCGGCACGGGGUCUUCGAAUUCCAGUGCACUCCCUUGGUACAGCUCAACCUGGACGCUUGACGACGUGAUCGCCGGUUCCACCAUGCUCAUUGUGUUCCUCAUCGUCUAUUUGUUCUUCCUCGCAUUCAAGCUCCUACUUGGUAUGUUUUUGCUACGUGUUGCACGCAACAGAUACAGAGGCAUGAAGGAGAGGGAGCGCAUCAAUACUGAGACUGGCGGAAAGCGGAUUGGCGGAUGGGGUGUUGUGGACGUGGAUGAGGAGAAGAGGAGAUGGAUUUACAAUGACGACCCGGACUCCUUGAGGAGGCUGAGAGAGAGAGACGAGAAGGGGCGACAGCAAGAAGAGAAGGAGAGGAGGGAGGGGACAACGUUUGGACAUGUAUCACGAUAUGCGAUGGUCGCGAAGAGGAUAUGGUAGAGGGCCGUAGAUAGGCAUUUGGGUACUACAUUAUAGAUGAAGCUGUGACCCUCUUAUAAAAGACAAC
This is a messenger RNA of Paraphaeosphaeria sporulosa, 2963 nucleotides long. Its product is annotated as DUF747-domain-containing protein. The record is from RefSeq and is a predicted model, not a curated record. The coding region runs from base 41 to 2896 and encodes 951 amino acids. NCBI's taxonomy places the organism in Eukaryota, Fungi, Ascomycota, Dothideomycetes, Pleosporales, Didymosphaeriaceae. The transcript has 2 exons. Gene Ontology annotation, biological process: maintenance of protein localization in endoplasmic reticulum. Gene Ontology annotation, cellular component: endoplasmic reticulum membrane.